GGUCUUGCAAGAAUAAGUACCUAAUCUCCUUCAUGUAUCUUACUUUUCUUAAAAAAAAAAUAAGUCCCCAUUACGCCAUAUUUCAUAUUGGAUUACCAGAUCCAAAGUAACGCCCAAAGUCUCUCUCCUCCGAACCAACUAUAACUACAACUACAACUACAGUGAUCAAAUCAAAUUACUGCACUCCAAGAAGACGACUCCACCAACAAUGGUGGCUCCCAAGAACUCCUCUCCUCUCCCCAAAUCUGGCGCAGUUUCCAAGGGCUACAACUUCGCUUCCACUUGGGAACAGAAUGCUCCAUUGACAGAGCAACAACAAUCCGCAAUCGUUGCAUUGUCUCAUGCUGUUGCCGAGCGUCCCUUUCCUCCCAAUUUGGCGCAGGAUCGAGUACAGGGGCGGGGACAUGAUUUAUCUGUUAGUACGCAGGACAGUGUUGCUGAUAACUCUGCUGCUAUUGAGGCUGUUUUGGUUAACACAAAUCAGUUUUAUAAAUGGUUCACUGAUCUUGAAGCUGCCAUGAAGUCAGAGACAGAGGAAAAGUAUAGACAUUAUGUAGAUACUCUGAUACAGCACAUACAAACUUGUGAUGAUAUACUUCGCCAGAUUUGGUUAUCAGCUAAUACCUGCCUCUUGCAUGGUAUGCAACUUUGGCAAUAUUUGAUGCAGGUGGAUGAUACCCUUGAAUUGUUUAACGAGCUACAGUAUCAACAUCAAGCAGUGGCAACUAAGACUAAAACCCUUCACGAUGCAUGUGAUAGAUUGCUAAUUGAAAAGCAGAGAUUGAUUGAAUUUGCAGAUGCUCUUCGGAGUAAGCUUAGUUACUUUGAUGAAUUGGAGAAUAUUUCAACAAGCUUCUAUUCCCCUAGCAUGAAUGUUGGAAAUCAAAACUUUCUUCCUCUGCUGAAGCGGCUGGAUGAAUGCAUAUCGUACGUUGAGAGCAAUCCCCAAUAUGCAGAGUCUAGUGUGUACUUGGUCAAAUUCCGACAGCUCCAGUCACGAGCAUUGAAUGCGAUAAGGUCUCAUGUCCAGUCAGUCCUCAAAAAUGCAUCUUCUCAGGUUCAUGAAGCAAUACGAAAUAUUGGUGGCAGUAAACCAGCAUUUUCUGAAGGCGUAGAGGCAUCUGUUAUAUAUGUCCGUUUCAAGGCUGCUGCAAGUGAGCUCAAGCUUGUGCUCGAAGAAAUCGAAAGCAGAUCAUCACGGAAAGAGUACUCCCAGCUCCUUAUCGAAUGCCACAAGGUGUACAGUGAGCAGCGGCUUUCAUUGCUGAAAGGCAUUGUGCAGCAGCGAAUAUCAGACUUUUCUAAGAAAGAGGCAUUGCCAUCAUUGACUCGGUCUGGGUGUGCAUACUUGGCACAGGUUUAUCAGCUUGAACACCAAUUAUUUAGUCAUUUUUUCCCAGCUUCUUCAGAGGAUGUUUCAAGUUUGGCUCCUUUGAUAGAUCCUUUGUGCACUUACUUGUAUGAUACUCUACGCCCAAAGUUUAUUCAUGAAACAAAUAUUGAUUUUCUCUGUGAACUUGUUGAUGUACUGAAAGUCGAGGUCCUUGGAGAGCAGCUCAAUAGACGGAGUGAAUCAUUAGCUGGUCUGCGGCCAACUUUCGAAAGAAUCUUGGCUGAUGUACAUGAGCGUCUAACAUUUCGUGCUCGGACUCAUAUCCGCGAUGAAAUAGCAAACUAUUACCCUCUUAAUGAAGACUUGGAUUACCCUGCAAAACUGGAACAAUCUUCUGAGGUUAAAGAGGAAGCUCAAACUAGUGAAGAGAAUCAAGAUGUUUUCAAAUCCUGGUACCCGCCCUUGGAAAAAACUCUCUCACUGCUGUCAAAGCUGUAUCGAUGUUUAGAACCAGGCGUUUUCACUGGUCUAGCUCAGGAAACAGUGGAAGUCUGCUCCUUGUCCAUUCAAAAAGCAAGUAAACUCAUAUCGCAGAGAUCGUCACCAAUGGAUGGGCAACUUUUUCUGAUAAAGCAUCUUCUAAUCUUAAGAGAGCAGAUUGCGCCUUUUGAUAUAGAAUUUUCAGUCACACAUAAGGAGCUUGAUUUUUCUCAUUUGCUGGACCAUCUUCGACGACUUCUUGGAGGACAAGCCUCUCUAUUUGAUUGGUCAAGAUCAUCAUCUUUGGCAAGAACCUUUUCUCCUCGGGUUCUGGAAAGUCAAGUAGAUGCUAAGAAGGAUUUGGAGAAAAUUCUUAAAGCCACUUGUGAAGAAUUUAUAAUGUCAGUGACAAAGCUUAUAGUGGAUCCACUGCUUUCAUUUGUGGCCAAGGUCACAGCUGUGAAAGCCACAGUUUCUUCAGGUAGUCAAAAUCAAAAACUUGAGACUGUUAGAGCAAAACCUCUUAAGGAGCAAGCUUUUGCAACUCCAGAGAAGGUGUCUGAAUUACUUCAGAAGGUAAACUCUACAAUACAGCAAGAGCUACCAAGUGUGAUAGGGAAGAUGAAGCUGUAUCUCCUGAAUCCAUCAACAAGGACAAUAUUAUUCAAGCCAAUAAAGACAAAUAUUUUGGAAGCUCAUACCCAAGUACAAUCACUUGUAAAAUCAGAAUACUCACCAGAAGAGAUAGAGAGCAUCAACGUGGUUUCUAUAGAGGAUUUACAGGCACAACUUGAUAGCCUACUCUAGAUCUGGCAGAAGCACGUAUGAAGCAAAGCCAUUUACUUCAAGUGUUAGGAAUUGUUCAUAUUAAAUCUAUACAAGAAACUAUAUUCACAAGAGUGAUGAUUCAUUUGCUCACAGAUAGUAUACGUAUUUAGAAUGCAACUAUAGAUUUGUAGAUGAAUAUUACUUCUCUUUUCUCUCCUUUCCUUUCUCAUGGUAUGUUUGUUUCCUUUGUAUUAUUCAUUAAUCAUACCAACAACACAAUUUUCGUAAGUCCCAAAUUCUUUUUGUUGGAUCUUAAGUAUUCAUUGUAAUUGUUUUUUUAAAGAAGUAUUCAUUGUAAUUAAUUUUGAAUAACCAAUUUUUGA
Chenopodium quinoa (quinoa) is the source of this 2964-nucleotide messenger RNA. RefSeq names its product conserved oligomeric Golgi complex subunit 3-like. The record is from RefSeq and is a predicted model, not a curated record. Gene Ontology annotation, cellular component: COG complex; membrane; cis-Golgi network. The transcript is spliced from 25 exons. Gene Ontology annotation, biological process: intra-Golgi vesicle-mediated transport; Golgi organization; intracellular protein transport. NCBI's taxonomy places the organism in Eukaryota, Viridiplantae, Streptophyta, Magnoliopsida, Caryophyllales, Amaranthaceae. Bases 209 to 2620 code for a protein of 803 amino acids.